Molecule: messenger RNA, 5446 nt
Organism: Mesocricetus auratus (golden hamster)
Lineage: Eukaryota; Metazoa; Chordata; Mammalia; Rodentia; Cricetidae
Product: hereditary hemochromatosis protein homolog
Exons: 6
Coding region: 71-1078 (335 amino acids)
Biological process (GO): antigen processing and presentation of endogenous peptide antigen via MHC class I via ER pathway, TAP-independent; positive regulation of T cell mediated cytotoxicity; antigen processing and presentation of endogenous peptide antigen via MHC class Ib
Cellular component (GO): external side of plasma membrane
Source: RefSeq, a predicted model, not a curated record
CUGCCUUUGUUGAAAGCUGAAUGGUAGAGUUAUCAGGGAGGAGCCUGUUCCAUAAAAGGGAGAAAGAAAAAUGAAGUCCAGAGACUACAGACCCGCAGUUUUCCUGCUUGUCUCUCUGCUGUUCCAGUGCGACUCAGGGCGAUCCUGCCUCAGGGAAACCCACACACUGCACUAUAAACUCACAGUCGUGUCUCCAGAAGACUAUUGGCAGCCCCUAUUGCUGAUCCUGGUAUACAUUGAUGAUGAGCUCUUCCUAUGCUACAAGGGGGACAGCAGAAGAGCAGAGGCCUGUGGGCCCAGGAUCAAGGGACAUGCAGGAGCUGAGACCUGGACAAGAGAAACUGAGGACUUCCAGAAGAAGGAGGAGCAACUCUGGAGAAUGCUGGCCGGGGUCACUAACUAUCAGGGCCAUAACAUGGGCUUUCACACCCUCCAGGAAACCUUGGGCUGUGAACUUCAGGGAAACAGGAGCACUGGAAGCUUCUGGCACUUUGGCUAUGAUGGGCAGGACUCCCUCACCUUUGACCAGAAGACUCUCACGUGGACAACGGUCGUGCCCUCCACCCAGCAGACCAAGAUGGUCUGGGAGACACAUGUGCCCAGGGCUGAUGGAGUUAAGGCUUUCUUGGAGGACGUAUGUCCUGCUCAGCUCCAGGGAUACUUGGCUUUCUUGGAGAACUUUCCACUGAUUACAGGCCUCCCAGAGGUGAAGGUGACCAGCAGGAGAUACCCAGUGGGCAGGAUCACCCUGACAUGCUGGGCUUUUAAUCUGUGUCUUCCUGUGGCUACCCUGGUCUGGCUUCAGCAUGGGAAGCCGGUACAGCAGUUUGUCUUUGGGCCCAGGACCAUCCUGCCCAGUGGGGACGGGACCUACCAGACCUGGGUGUCUAUUUGGAUUCUUCCUGGACAGGAGCCAGAGUUCACGUGCCACCUGAGACACCAAAGCCAUGAUAUCAAGGUCCCUGCUGCCUCUGGGCACGGCACUGAGUACUUUCAUGAUGCUACCGGCUCUGCCAGGGCCUCGGCUGUUUCUGCACUCCCCGCUGUGUUGCUCAUGAUGCUGACUGGAGCCCGCUGAAGCCAGGACACAGGACAGGAAGACACCAGAGGGAGUAACAAUUGGAGGCCCUGGCAAGAUCAAGACCCCACUCCCAGUCCAUAUUCUGAAGCCACACCUUCACUCCAGGACUCCAGAACCCAAACGCUGCCUUGGAAGGCGCACGCCUUGAAAAUGUUCCAAGACUCCAACGCAUGCUUUAGGUUUGGCAGAUUGUUGCAGGCAGCUGCAGCUCUAACAGGAAAGCGGGAGGAACCUGUCUGAGAAGUGUUCCUUUGGUAAGUCAUAGAAGGUGUCUCCUUCUAUGGCAGUGUUUCUCAACCUGCAAGUCUCAACCAACAAAAAAAAAAAAAAAAAAAAAAACCGUAUUUCCAAUGGUCUUAGGAGCUGACACCCCACUCAGUAGCAAAAUUACAAUCAUGAAAUAGCUACAAAAUUAAUCUUAUGAUUAGGGGUUCCUAAGACCAUCACAAAUAUAUGCUUUCCAUUGGUCAUGACCCACAGUUUGAGAACCCCUGUUCUGGAGCUUCGAUACUGGUUCUGGUGAGAUCCCAGCUAGUGGGCAGAGAAGUACCUGAUGAGGUACACGAAGUCCUGUCCAGGGCAAUAGCCAGGUGUUACACUGACCACUGAUUUUGGUGCCUUAUUCUUGGUCCCCCGGGGUUCUGUAUUCUGUUUGUCUCCUGCCUGGGACACUAGCAAAAAAAAAGAAACCACCCUACCCACCCAGUUCUUAGAUGCUGGGGAACAAGAAAGAAAUCAGUCAAGCCUAAACAAAAAAAAAUUUUUUUGGUUUUAUGAGACAGGGUUUCUCUGUAUUGUUUUGGAGGCUGUGGAUCCAGCCUGGCCUCGAACUCACAGAGAUCCGCCUGCCUCUGCCUCCCGAGUGCUGGGAUCAAAGGUGUGUGCCACCACCACCAGGCUAAGCCUAAACAAAUUUAUGAAUGAAGGUAGGCACCAUAUUUCUUUUGAUUAGUCUUUUUCAGCUGCAUGAAUGUUGUCUGUGCUAUGUUUAAUGGUUUUGAUUUUUGCUGCCUCUGUCCCUUGAACGUUUUGUGUUCUAUGGUUUCAUGUUUUGAUCUGUCUGUCACUUUAACUCCUCCGCCCCUGCCACGCCCCCUCCACCUGCCACAGCAACAGCCACUGAAGCCCACAGUCAGAGAAAACUGGUUUCCCGCUGCUAGGUGCAGGCUUUGGGCGCACGUGCCUGGCCAGGGCAGGUGGACGGACAUCAAGGACUAGAAGAGCAAACUCCCAGAGGCGGAUCCUAGCGGAUUGUUCACUUCCUUCCUUCCUGGCGCUUUGUCCCGGGAAAACCCACGGCCUACAAAGAGGGGAGGGGAAGCAGACCCGUCAGGGGAAGACGGAGCGUGGCCACUUGUGUUGUUUGCAAAGCUGCUAUCUCCUUUCUCAAGUUGCUCUGGUCCCUCGUACUGGCCGCUGAAUUCAGUUUAGCCCGGAUUCAGAUGCUUUUUAGAUAUAGACAGUAUUGAAACAUUGUUUUAUGUUGUUGUGCUUUAUUGAAAAGCUGGCUGUGGAGUUGGGUUAUUGCUCCUGCUUCUAUAGAACCAACGGUGCUUACUUAAAGGUUUCCUGUCUGCCCUAUGACAGAUGAGACACCUGACUUUAUGACAAAAAAAAAAAAGAAUGAAAUGGACACAAAAAAAAAAAAAGCAAGAUGAUGGUGGUGCACACCUUCAAUCCCAGCACUCAGGAGGCAGAGGCAGGUGGAUCUCUGAGUUUGAUGCCAGCCUGAUCUACAGAGAGAGUUGCAAGAACAGACAGCCAGAGCUACACAGAGAAACCCUGUCUAGGAGCAAAAUUAGAAAAAAAAAAAGAACAAAAACAAAAAGGAACUCAAAGGGAAAUGAGGGUUUCAAAAAUGCUGUCCCAGAGGGAACGCUAGAGCAAAGAGAGCAUCUUAAAGUUUGUCUUGCCUUACAACAAAAAACAUUGACUCUGGUAACGUGCACAAGCCUUUUGCUGGUAACAUGCACAAGCUUUUUGCUGGUUCUCCAGGAUUGUGAACUGUAGCAGCCACCUCGAUCAAACGCUGUCCUUUCUAAGAGUUAUAGUGGUGUCUCUUCACAGCAAUGGAAACCCUCACUAGGACAGAAGUUGGUACCGGGGACUGGGGUGUUGCUGUGAUAGACCCGACCAUGCUUUUGUUUGGAAGAAUACGGACGCUGGGGCUGUGAAUGAGAAAGGCAGGUGAACGCUUUAAGUGAUGCUUGACGGGCCAUCCUAGUAGGAGCAGAGAAGACACUGGUGCUGAGGCUGAUUUAAGCUGGGGGGUGGGGCGGCUGGCUCCAGACGCUUCAGAGGAGAGGAGUUUUAGUAUGUGACCCAGAGCUCGUUCUUGGGAUGUCUGGGUGAAGAAAGUGGCUGCUUUUUUGCCUUUGUCCAAAGAGUCUGUCUGAGGCUAAAGUGUCGAGUUUUGGAUUGAGUCCACUGGCAGAGGAAAUCUCCAAACAGCCCAGUACAGACUCUGUUGUGGUAACUCUAAUGACGAUUUAUAAUGAAAAGGAGCAAGCUGAGCAGGGUAAGUUACAAAAUGCAAAAUUUUAAGGAGAAAAAAACACCAAAAAGUGGAAUGGAACUAAGUCCUUUGUUCAAGGACAUAAAGAGAUUAAGAAAUGGGAUAAAGGAAGUGUUGACUUUGGGGCAACCCAGCUAAAUUUACAGUGUGUGAAAAGGAAUUAAAGAAAAGCAGGGAGCGGAGUAUGGUGGUGAACACCUUUAAUCCCAGCACUGGGGAGGCAGAGGCCCGCAGACCUCUGAGUUCUAGGUCAGCCUGUUCUAACCACUGAAAGCAGAAAGUUGGUGAGGAUGAAAUUGAACAAGGGGGCCAUGUUCCAGCCACAGUAAGCAGCAGGACUUGGCAGCUUUGGCCACAUGGUUCUGGAGUUAAGGACAGAAGAAAUGGGUUAUGGUAUUUACUCCCCCCAAGUAAGGAAAGCCAUUGAGACCCAGGCAUGUGUCAGGGGUGUCCCUGAAUGGAGGCCCAGAGACGCCAUUGUGGGAUGCUGUGAAGUUGAAGCCUGGAUUGCCUUGGAGACCCCAAAAUGUUAGAGAUGUCAGAGUCGUGGGACACCUGCUGAGGAUAUUUGCAAGCAGGGAACGGAACCACCCAAGAGAAAGAAGUGGAGUUGAAAAUCUGAAGAGUGAUUUGACACCAGACACGGAGACGCAAAGUUUGGAGCUCGCCCAGCUGGUUUUCUGUCUUGCUUUGGUCCAGUAUUUCCUCACUAUGCUCCUUUUCCUACAUUUUUGGAACAGUAAUGUAAAUCCUAUGCCAUUAGAUGUUGGAAGUAUGCGAUCUGCUUUCUAUUUUAAUUUUACAGGGCAUUAUAGACUAUGGGGACUUUAAAGUUGGACUGAAUGCAUUUUUGCCUUAUGACAUAGCUACAAGCCUUUGAAGGCCAGGGAGUGGAAUGUGGUGGUUUCAAAGAAAAUGGUCCCCAUUAGGAUAUGCAAAAGGCCGAGGACUGACUGGCUCUUGAUGCUGGAUGUAGACAGAGCAUCAGUGGCUCUUGAUGCUGGAUGUAGACAGAGCAGCAGUGGUUACUGAUGCUGGAUGUAGACAGAGCAUCAGUGGCUCUUGAUGCUGGAUGUAGACAGAGCAUCAGUGGUUAUUGAUGCUGGAUGUAGACAGAGCAUCAGUGGCUAUUGAUGCUGGAUGUAGACAGAGCAUCAGUGGUUACUGAUGCUGGACGUAGACAGAGCAUCAGUGGCUAUUGAUGCUGGAUGUAGACAGAGCAUCAGUGGCUCUUGAUGCUGGAUGUAGACAGAGCAUCAGUGGUUAUUGAUGCUGGAUGUAGACAGAGCAUCAGUGGUUACUGAUGCUGGAUGUAGACAGAGCAUCAGUGGCUCUUGAUGCUGGAUGCAGACAGAGCAUCAGUGGUUACUGAUGCUGGAUGUAGACAGAGCAUCAGUGGUUAUUGAUGCUGGAUCUGGAUGUAGACAGAGCAUCAGUGGUUACUGUGUCCUGUUAGAUUCACACUGGGCCAACAACACACCCAUUCUAAAACACCCACUGCUAAUCAAUUUAAUACUAAGUUUGAAUGUUAAUCUUAUAAAACUACUAACUUGUUGUAGACUGUUUUUUAAAAAAUCAUUAAGGGGGAACUGGGAGGGAUGGAGGAAGGGGAAGCUGUGGCCAGGAUGUAUUGUAUAAGAGUAGAACAAAUGAAUUUUUUAAAUUACAGCGUGAGGGUUGAUAGUUCAGAACUCAGGCUCAUAUGUUCAGAACUAUGCUUGUAGUCAUGCUGCCUACAAAUGUCAUUUAUUUACAGGAAGAAGUUACAUUUAGCCUCCUAUGUGUGUUUUCAGGGUUACGCCUAAAGGGAAUAACUAAAAACACCAAUAAAGUUUAUUUAAAAUCACGUA